Molecule: messenger RNA, 1992 nt
Organism: Pelodiscus sinensis (Chinese soft-shelled turtle)
Lineage: Eukaryota; Metazoa; Chordata; Testudines; Trionychidae
Source: RefSeq, a predicted model, not a curated record
UUGAGACAGCCUGUGAGAGAGGUUACCAUCAGAGCUGUUGCAGUUUUAAGACUGCUAAAAUAUAUAAAAGAAACAAACUCUUACUACAAUCACUUUGGGACACGUGAUGGUGUUGGAGUCACUUUUCUACAUAACGAAGUGCAAGAGACACAUUCAAUCAGCCCUCAACAGCCCACACAGAAGAAACUGUAUGUGAAUUGCAAAGGAUUUGAAUAGGAAUUGUCCAGCAGUUUUAAAACAUGGGCAGUUUUCAAUUAGAAGACUUUGUAGCUGGUUGGAUAGGAGGAGCUGCAAGUGUAAUUGUGGGGCAUCCUCUGGACACCGUAAAGGCUCGUCUACAAGCUGGACAAGGAUAUGGAAAUACUCUUAAUUGUAUCCUUACCGUGUACAGAAAUGAAAGUGUUGCUGGAUUCUUUAAAGGAAUGUCUUUCCCAUUGGCCAGCAUUGCUGUCUACAGCUCGGUGACAUUUGGUGUCUUCAGCAACACUAAAAGGUUUAUUAGCCAACAGCGCUAUGGAGAUUCUAACCAUGCCCCAGCAUUCUCGGACUUGCUUGCUGCCAGCAUGGUAGCAGGGGUUGUCUCAGUAGGAAUUGGUAGUCCUGUGGACCUGAUAAAGAUAAGACUACAGAUGCAGACACAGACAUUUGCUAAAGCAAACAUAAACUUAAAGCACAGGGUAAUUGGGUUUCCUGCAUACAGAGGCCCAAUUCACUGUGUUAGUUCAAUCCGUGCCGGCGCAAUGCUUCUGAGGGAUGUUCCUGGGUAUUGCCUAUACUUCAUCCCUUAUGCAUUUCUCUGUGAAUGGAUUACCCCUGAGGGAGCCAUAUCUCCUACUCCCUCUUCUGUGUGGAUGGCAGGAGGUAUAGCAGGAGCAAUUUCCUGGGGGACUGCUACACCGAUGGAUGUUGUGAAAAGUCGACUUCAAGCCGAUGGGGUUUAUUUAAACAAAUACAAAGGAGUCAUUGAUUGUAUCUCCCAGAGCUACCAUAGUGAAGGCUUAAAAGUCUUUGUGAGGGGCAUCACGGUCAAUGCAGUGCGAGGAUUUCCAAUGAGUGCAGCCAUGUUUCUUGGAUAUGAGCUUUCACGCAAAGCGCUAAGAGGAGAACAGGCUGCAACCAAUCCUUAACAUCCAGUGAGCACAAGAUAAAGUCCCAGCAAAAGAUGAGCUAGCUGGACAUGCUUGCUGCCUGCUGUGCCUACGUCUGAGUAUGCCCAUCUUUACCAGAGGAAGAAUGUCUCCAUAAUCAUUCUCAUCGUGGAUCCAUGUGGCUGGGAUUAGUCUUACUCCCACAUCCUAAUAAAACCCUCACAUUUGUUUGCCCAGUAAGAUUUCUCAAUGUCUCCUUUUUUCACCCUCCAAAGCUCAGUAACGGGCCAUUCCUGUAGUGCCAGUCAGCCAAUGAGAGCUGGAUUGGGUUGCUCCCAUCCUCUAUAUUCUCUCAGUUCUAUUCUAGGACAGGACAAAGAAGACCAGUACUUGGUUGAGAAACACUGGCGUAAAUAUUAACUUAAAGCUGGAAGCUGCAGGAGGGCACCAAAAAUUGCACUUUCCAGCAGCUUACACAUUAACAUGUGAUUCACUCUGACACAUGGCAUUGCAGAGAGCAAAUGAAGGUGAUCAUUCUUUAACUCUUUAUUUUUAGGGACAUAUUUUGUAUAAAAAAAUGAAAUAGAGAUUAAAAUAAAUAACAAAAACAGUCAUGCACCUAGCUGGAUCAAGAAUUUAUAUCACAUAAAAUAAUUUAUAAAAUGCAAUAAAUGUAUCUAGCUAUUCCAUUUCAUCCAUUUCAUCGAGUAGAUGUGUAUUGGUUGAUUGUUUGUGCAUAAAAUAUGAAUAGCUGUGUCAGAAAUGCCAUAUGAACAUGUCUCAGGCCCAGUGCAUGAGAGAACAUAAUUUCCUGAGCUAAGAAAUACAAGCCAAGCAAGACUGUUUGAGACCUGCAAUAUGAUUACAUCUGUUCACUGUGCCUUGAGGUUCCUUUUAAUGCACA